Molecule: messenger RNA, 1676 nt
Organism: Synchiropus splendidus (mandarinfish)
Lineage: Eukaryota; Metazoa; Chordata; Actinopteri; Syngnathiformes; Callionymidae
Gene: krt18a.1
Product: keratin 18a, tandem duplicate 1
Exons: 7
Coding region: 68-1369 (433 amino acids)
Biological process (GO): intermediate filament cytoskeleton organization
Cellular component (GO): keratin filament
Molecular function (GO): structural molecule activity
Source: RefSeq, a predicted model, not a curated record
UCUGUGAGUUCCCACUUGUCCAGCCUGCGCCUCUCUCAGUCACAAAGAGUCUCUCUGAAGCUCCACCAUGAAAACCUCCAAGCAAACAACAUACUCCGUGCGCUCCUCCACCAGCAGCAGGGUUCCUGCUGUGUCCAUCACCCGCGCCUCCGCCCCUGUCUACAGGGCCUCCUCCAUCCACGGUGGAGCCGGUGGGAACCAGAUCAGCGUCUCCAGUCGCGGUGGCCUGUCAAGCGGGAUGGGAGUGAGCUCCGGAGCAGGGGGCUUCUCCAGCAGCUUCCAGGUAAGCGCCAGCGGGAAGAGCGCUGACAUCAUGGGGAACGAGAAGUUCGCCAUGCAGAACUUGAACGACCGCCUGGCCAACUACCUGGAGACGGUGAGGAACCUGGAGCAGGCCAACCACAAGCUGGAGAUCAAGAUCAAGGAGGCCCUGGAGAAGAGCGGCCCUGACUUUAGAGACUACAGCAAGUACCAGGUCAUCCUGGAUGACCUGAGGAAGAAGGUGUUCGAUGCCACCACCGACAAUGCCCGCCUGGUCCUCAACAUCGACAACGCUCGACUGGCAGCCGAUGACUUCAGAGUGAAAUACGAGUCCGAGCUGGCCAUCCGCCAGUCCGUGGAGGCCGAUAUUGUCGGCCUGAGGAAAGUCAUCGAUGAUACCAACAUGAGCCGCAUGAACCUGGAGAGUGAGAUCGAGGGACUGAAGGAGGAGCUCAUCCAUCUAAAGAAGAACCACGACAACGAAGUAAUGGAACUCCGUCAGCAGAUUUCCCAGUCUGGAGUCCAGGUAGAUGUCGACGCCCCCAAAGGACAGGACUUGUCGCAGGUCAUGGCUGAGAUCAGAUCCAAAUAUGAAAAGAUGGCACUGAAGAACCAGCAAGAGUUGAAAGCAUGGCACGAGUCGCAGAUGUCAGAGGUCCAAGUCCAGGUCAGCCAAAACACAGAGGCGCUGAAGGGUGCCCAGACAGAACUGAAUGACCUUCGCAGACAGAUCCAGACUCUGGAGAUUGACCUGGAGUCACAGAGGAGCUUGAAAGCGUCGUUGGAGGGAACGCUGAGAGACACAGAAAUGCGUUACAACAUGGAAAUUGAGUCGCUCAACUCCAUCAUACUGGGUUUGGAGGCGGAGCUCACGCAGUUGCGCAGCAACAUCCAGCUGCAGACACAGGACUAUGAAGCCCUGCUCAACAUGAAGAUGAAGCUGGAGGCUGAAAUCGCAACAUACAGACGGCUUCUGGACGGACAGGAUUUCACGCUCCAAGAUGCUCUGGAAGACCAGAAAACCGUGAAGACCAAAGUCAUGACCGUGACACAGACCCUGGUGGAUGGGAAGGUUGUGUCCUCCAGCACAGAGACCAAGAACCUUUAAACAACACCAUCUUUAGUUACAACCAUGACAUGUUACAUUGAUAGCAAUAAUAAAAAAAAAACCUAACUAGUGAACCUCCUGGGUGAACAUCUCCUCCACAGGCAGAUAAUAAACUGGACAAAGAAACAACCCAUCUGAUAUUUAUUUUACUGCGACACUUUUAUUUAUGCUUUUUUUUAAUUUGAGAACUAUGGAAGAUGUGGUUAUUGACAAUUUGAAACCUUUAAAGUUUGCUUUUCUACUUGUCCACUUGAGUCAGCCUGAUGUGACUGAUAGAACAUGAAUAAAGUCCACUCCAGGAAGCAAA